GAUGGAAAGGUUCGGUCUCACUCUGCUCUGCACCUUUAAACCAUCAGAAGAUAAGAUGCAGCUUGUUGUUCCUUUGGGGAAACUCAGCAUCUCUUCAUCUACAGACAGGCUGUACGAAGCAGCCUCCUUACAAUCAUUCAUACUGUGAAAUACGUUUAUUUAAAAGUCAGUGUUCAUACAUUCACCAAUAAACCGAUACAGCCAAUAAAAAAUGCUGCAGGAUUCAGCUCAACCAUUUCUCUUUCCUUCAAGAGAAAAUAAAAUAUAGUGAUGCAGCAUUUGCUCCUCAUUGUUCUACUUGAUGUAUUUUUACUACACCUGUGUAUUCUUUGCUCCUUUUGAUUGUUAGAUUAAAUGUUCGCGUCAACUCAAAGGUUCAGUACACCAACACCGUACAUUGGUUUUUUUAACCACGACCACAGGCUGUACCUCUCUCUAAACAAGAAGUUUCAGUUAUCGAAACUCAAACCGACUUCACCGUGUGAACAGCGACUGUCCUCUCUCAGAAGCGAAGACACAAGUAGAGUAAGGUUGUUUUAGCACUGCAGAACCCCUUCAAGAGGGUGAAAGACGCCUGAGACUGGGGUUCAUGUCUUUUAACCAACACUACAGCCUUUCCCCAAACUGAACAAAGUAGUUUUAGCUGCCUAAACUCAUCAGAAAAGAGAAAAUCCAGCGUAUGAAAGCCUGAUGUCUCUUCUUCCUCUGAGCCACGGAGCUCCAUCAGAGAUCACAGAGCUGCACAUCAUCACACAGCGUUACAGCUUCACUUCUUCAUCUCUCAGAACCACCAAAAACUGGAAAUGGGAAAAAUUUACAAACACAUCAGAAGCCUCUUUCUCUUCUUCAAUGGGCUGUUUGCAGUCAUCGGAUGUAUGAUGAUCAUCGGGCUGCUGAGGGCCACCCCCCAUAGACACAAGCUGGAGACGGCUGGGAGCCCCAACCUGGGUUGUAUUUGGAUGUUUGCCAUCGGCAUCCUCUACAUCGCCGGUCUGGGGGUCUAUGCAGGCCGCAAAGAGAACACAUUCGCCCUCAAAAUAUUUGCAGGCUUCAUGGGGGAUGGACUUAUUACCAUGACGAUCUUUGGCAUCAUUCUCACUGUUGAAAGGAACGAGGUGAAAAGCCGCAUUCAGGCGGUACAGCCCUUCAUGUAUGACAUGGAAAUGAGAGAGCUGCUUAAUAAGCUACAGAAAGAGGUAAAGUGCUGUGGACUGGUGAGCGCCGAGGACUGGGGUGAUGAUAUCCCUUCAUCCUGUGGGUGUAACUUACUGAGAGGAUCUGACUGUAAAUCCAAACCUCAGGGAACCUCAGGCCCAAGCUUCAUCUAUAAACAGACCUGCGGUGACCACCUCUUUGAGUCGGUCACCUUUGUCUUAAAGAUCGGCCUGGGCUUCUGCUUUGGAUUUGCUGUCACUGCACUGCUGGGCCUGCUGAUGUCCCUGCUGAUGAUCCAUCAGAUCAAACGUCAUGACAGCGCAGCAGGAGCGUCCUUUGCCAUGACGGGAUACUGAAGGGAACCCUCCACCCCUGACCUUCUGCGCUGUAAAGGAGGACUCAGUGGUCAAUUCAUGAUGGCGUCUUUGUUUUGCUAGCAAAAGUGUUGUCUCGCAGCAUUUGUUUUCUUCCAGAUUUCUACUCUAGAAAACAUUUUUGUUUUAUGCAUCAUUAUAUCUCGUGUUAUUUAUGCUGCAUACCAUCACGUCAGACGAACUGACAGAUGGUAUUAUUUUGUUUCUGUGUUACAAACUAUUAUCUGUUAAACUGAGAGAAAAGUCUGGUGUUGGUGGUAAUAAGCAGAAUUUCAGAGAGGGAACUUUAUGCAUGCAGGCUGGAUGCUGCUUUUUCACAUCAACCACCAAAAUAUGUUAGAAAUAUAACGUGGAAAUUAACUGCAAUUCUCCAUCAAUCCACAAGGUGAAGCUGCAACAGAAAGCAAAACAGAAAAGUCGAUUUAAACAAGUGUUAAUCUGCAGUUCUGUUGUCAGAAACAGAACUAAUCUGCAGAGGCUCUUUGGGUUCAGAACAUCUGAAUGAAAUAAAGUCCAGGUCCAGGUGGAGGUCCAGGUGGAGGUCCAGGUGGAGGAGGUGUCUGAGUGUGCAGCAGAAGGAGUGGAGGAGUCUCAGUGUGUCUGCAGAGACUGUGUAGAAGGACAGAGCAGCAGCAGAGCAGUCCAGAUCCACUGAUGAUACUCUGUCACAUCCAGAGGAACACACAGGGAUGAUGGUGGUUCACAGCUCAACAUUAUUACAAAUAAAUUUUAAUAAAUAAAAGGAAAAGCAGCAAAUAUUCACACGUGUAAAGCUGGAACCAUGAAAUGUUUUCACAUGAAAAAAUGUAGCUACCAGUUAAUGUCUCUGUCAAUGUAAUAAUCCUGUACUUGUAUUGACUGUUGGGUAGUUUCAUUUAUAAAAAAACAACACAUUUA
Molecule: messenger RNA, 2426 nt
Organism: Micropterus salmoides (largemouth bass)
Lineage: Eukaryota; Metazoa; Chordata; Actinopteri; Centrarchiformes; Centrarchidae
Product: 23 kDa integral membrane protein-like
Exons: 9
Coding region: 804-1511 (235 amino acids)
Cellular component (GO): membrane
Source: RefSeq, a predicted model, not a curated record